Trametes versicolor FP-101664 SS1 is the source of this 924-nucleotide messenger RNA. RefSeq lists its product as uncharacterized. Lineage: Eukaryota; Fungi; Basidiomycota; Agaricomycetes; Polyporales; Polyporaceae. The coding region runs from base 1 to 738 and encodes 245 amino acids. The record is from RefSeq and is a predicted model, not a curated record. The transcript is spliced from 4 exons.
AUGCGUUUCUCUACCUCCAUCUCCGCUCUCGCUCUCGCCUCUGUCGCUCUUGCGCAGGACACCGUCAUCCACGUCGGUUCGGAUGGUAACGGCACCGCGAAGCUCGCCUUCACCCCCUCGUCCGUCAACGUGACCUCGGGCUCGGUUGUUACCUUCGUCUUCGACGGUGCUCCCGGCAACCACACCGUCGCCCAGUCGGCCUUUGGCAAGCCCUGCGAGCCCCUUGCUGGCGGCUUCGACACUGGCUACAUCUUCGUCCCCGCGGGCACGGAUGCUUCCUCGACGUUCCCGACGUUCAACAUCACGGUCGAGGAUGCCACCAAGCCGAUCUGGUUCUACUGCGCCCAGCUGAACCCCGCGCCCCACUGCAUUUCCCAGAUGGUUGGUGCCAUCAACGCCCCCGCGACCGGGAACACGUUCUCGUCGUUCGCGGCGCUCGCCGCUGCGGCGCCUAGCGUUGCUCCGCCUGCCCCCGCGCUCUCCGGCGUGAACGCGUUUGCGACUGCUGCCCCCGGCCCCCUCACCGGCAGCUUCGUCGGUGUCGCCGCCCCCAGCGGCACCGCGCCCGCGCCUGCGAGCUCUGGCGCUGCUGGCUCCGGCGCCGCGUCGGGCUCGGGCACCGCGUCGGGCACUGCUUCGUCCGGCAGCGCGUCGGCGACGAAGAACGCAGCGGGCGUCGUUUCCGUCAGCGGCUUCGCGGCGUUCGUCGCGGCCGCUUUCGGUGUUGUCCUCGUCUAGAGCGGUCUCUGAGCGGUCGGGUUCGGGUCUGGUUGUUGAGGAAAAAGAGGGGAUACGGAACAGGGUUGUCUUAAUGGCGGGGUCUUCUCGUAUACCACGGUGCAGCGCGGACUGCCUACCCUACGUUCUCUCGAGCUAGUGCGCGUUCUGGUGCUGCUUUCGACAGUCUGCGAGGGGAGAAUCGAC